AUGUCCAGCCCACUAGAGCGCACGUCCAGUAACGAGGGUGGCUCACUGCGCGCGCCGAGGAAGGCUAGCAGCAGCACUUCUCUCAGCUCCUUGCCGUCCCGCUUCGCCCAACCACCUACGCUCAAGCCAUCCUCCGCCGAAGUCCAAGUCGACUUGAGCUCAGCCUCUUCCCAGCCGCAUGCAGCCUCCUCCUCUCGGAGUAGCACGCACAAUGACAGGCCCAAAUCCGUGCUUCCUGCCAUUCAACCUUCCGGACCCGCCGCUACAAUACCAACAAAGGCUCGGCCAAGAACCAGCAUCAUCGAGUCGAGCCAGUUAUGGAAGACGAGCGCCGCCAAGCGUGCCGAGAAGGAGUGGGCGAUACAGACAGAACGCGCGCUCUACUCGGAUGUCAAGUUCAAAAAGUACAUCAAGAUCAUCGAGACGGUCCUCGCUUCCUUUGACAAUGUCAGCGAAUGGGCCGACUUUAUCUCCUUUCUCGCGCGGCUUCACAAGGCGAUGCAGGCAUAUCCCAACUACAACGCCAUCCCACGCAAACUCAUCGUAGCCAAACGACUAGCUCAGUGUCUCAAUCCAGCGCUUCCCUCCGGUGUCCAUCAGCGUGCCCUCGAUGUCUAUCUUCACAUCUUGGGCGUGAUCGGGCCCGACGGUCUACGCAGAGACCUGCACGUCUGGACCAGCGGCCUCUUGCCCUUCUUCCAGUACGCGUCCACCUCGGUCAAACCCACGCUCAUCACUAUCUACGAGUCUUACUAUCUGCCACUGCAAGAGGACCUUCAUCCACUCACAAAGGCGCUUCAGAUGGCUUUGUUGCCCGGACUGGAGGAAGAGACGAGCGAAUACUACGAGCGAACAUUGCGCCUCCUCGAUGGCGUCUCGGAGGCCGUCACUCUGCCGUUUUUCCUGCAGAACCUGUGGCUCACCCUCAUCACCACCCCUUCCGUCCGUCUCGCCGCUCUCAACUACCUCACACGCAGAAUGCCGCCAGUUCAAGACGCCAAGGAUCCUACUGCGCUCGUUGGCAAAGACCUGGGUCUGCUGGUACGCGGCCUGGCGCAUGCGCUCGACGACGACGUGCUCUUGGUGCGUCGAAAUGCUCUCGAGAUUCUCGUCACCUACGUACAAAUCGACAAGCCCAUGUUCAAGUCCUUUAUCAAGCGUCCAGACCAGAUCAUUCUCCUUCGCUCCGCACUCAACGUCGUCCUGCGCAAGGACCUCAGUCUCAACCGUCGCCUCUAUACAUGGCUCCUUGGCUCCGACGAAUCACCCGAGAGUCAAAUCUCUUUCCUGCGUCAACAUGGCCUCGACUUGCUUCACGCUGGUCUCAAGCAGGAUUUCGAGAAGAACACUUCGAACGCAGCGGAUCGCCAAAAGCCGUACCGCAUCUUCGUCUCGCUGCUCGACAAAUGGGAAAUCGGCCAGUCGCUCACGGGUGUGCUUGCUCUCGAUGCAUUCCACGCCAUCAGCCUGGCCGUGGCAAGAGGUCAGGAAGAGGAGCUCAUGACCACGGCCAAGAUGCUAUUCGAGAUUGUCGAUCCCUUCCUGCUAUACGGUCGCUUUCUCGAGGCGAUCCUUCGUCAAUUCCAGCCAGACGCAGCAUCGUCGGCGUCGACAGAGGCCAUGGUCUCCACAGCCGCAGUGACUAUGUCGAGGCCGACCGAGGCGCAGUCGCCGCUGGCACUCCUCUGCUUUGUCUUGAAAGCCUUUCACAUUCACGACGAAGAGACAAAGCAGAUCCACGUCCCGCUCCUCUUUGCUGCUGUCUGCCAGCUUCUGCUCCAGCAGCUGCAGCAAAGCCAGGCUCAGGACGAUGCGGCAGCGUUGAGAGCGCUCGACGCGCUCGAGCUGCUCAAGUUGCUCGUGACCGUGAUGCCGUCCCGUGUAUUCGUCCGCAUCGCAUCCACUGCCUCUGAAUCCGAGACCGCACCUGCUUCCAGCGCGCAAGACUUCGUACAGCGAGCGCGUACCUUCUAUGCUUCUAGCGAGACGGACAGCCAACAAGCAGCUCGCAACUUUCCGAGCUUUCAGGACAGCGGACCCGCCACGUCACUCGUCGAGCUCCUGGGAGCCGUAUGCCUCGAGAGCGGUCGACGGGCCAAAGACGCUUCGACAGGCACAGAAGCCUUUGUUCGCGCGCUCGAUGUUUUCGCCGACCUCAUGCGCGUGGUCGACGGCUCUGAAGCUGCCGAAGAGAUCGCUCUCGUCACUACCGCGCCCGCCGGAACCGAACCAGCGUCCACCUCAAAGUUGCCGUGGGACGCUACAUCCUGGGCAGCAUCCCUCCUACCGUACCUGGACCACGUCAACACCUUCGCAGAGGUCGAGCGCAUCGUCGAAGUGCUCAUCUCGUGCCGCAUAUGUCGCGCGCUCGAAAGGCCGAUCCAGCUCGAUCCGCCGCACAUCCUCGACCGCAUCGUUGUCUCGCUCAUGCGUUAUCUGGCGCCUUCGAUGUCUCCCUACCACGUGCGCGCCGUCGAACUUUUGUGGGCUACGUAUAAAGUCACGCAACGAUCUCGUCUCGAGACCGCCGUUACUCAGCAGCUCAGUCGCGGUACUGGCACGGCCAAAGCGGCCGCUCUCACCGCUUUCGGCACCUUCUGGCGCUUGUCCGAGGACGUCUCGACCGAUGAGCUGCGCACCCCACUGCUCGUCGUGCUUGACAAGCUGCAAUCCCAAGAGGUGGACGAACGACAGCAGGCAGAAGUCUGGCUGCGAGCCAACCUGAGAUCGUACACGAAAGUCAUUGAUCCGCUGCUGCACAUGCUUGUGAGCAAUCGAGCCGUUCGAUCAGCGUCCGCAACGCAAGACAUCGAUGGCAUCAGCGUGGCCUUCACUCAAGUGCAGGAGCCUUUCAAUCAGCACCUUGUCGACUACGCGCUCCGAACGCUUUCUUCCUUUGUGCGCUUUGGCGGGCUCAAUCUCACAAAGGCACUGGCUACGGUGUCCCUCACCAUUUCGCAGAGCACAGCAACAAAGCAGCUGAUCAAGAACGAGACGGUGGCUGCCUCUUCCUCGUACUUGGAUGCCCUGCUUAACGAAUGCACCACGUGGAUUCGGGCAUACCCCUCGUCGCAGCUCCAGUCCAGCUACGACACCGCUCUAGCAACAACGCGGCUUGCUGCCGUUGACCUCGUGCACUGCUUCGUUCAGCGAGGACCGCCUCACCCGAAACGCACUGACGAGCUAGAGUCGCUGCUGAUCGAAGCUCUGCUGAUGGCAGUCCAACACAAUGCCACCGAAGUCCAAACAAGGAUGCUCCCAACUCUGCAAGCCAUCCUUGUCACCACGACGAGCCCUUCGAAUCGCCCUGACUUGACCCAGCGACGCAUGUCAAGCACCUCCGAGUCGCAAAGCGUCCACAAACGUGGCGACUCUCUCGGCCGCAGCGAGGUCGACGUCAGCACAGGGUCUCCGGUCAUUGUGAUGCAGAAGCCAGCACCGCCAUCGACGACGUCGCCGCCGCCAAAGCAGCCCCACCGCCUUCUGCUGCCUCUAGUCCAGCGCGGACUGAUGACCGCCUCCAAUCGAACGGUCCUCCCGCAUUGGUCCGACUUCCUCCUCACGACAACACAGCUCUACCGUAGCAGCUCCCUCACCUUGCUCCUGCCGCUCAACAGGACGACCUGCGAGUUGAUAGCCAAAGCAACGCUCGAACUCGGUGCCUCUUUUGUGCCAGGCGCUAGCAGACCCACUUUUGGUGCCGAGCUGGUGGUGCAGCCGCAGGACACGCCCUGUUCCUUCCUCGAGUCGGACCUACUGCUGCUCAUCCAUCUUGCCGAACGGACAUGGAUGCUCGCUGCGAGUAGCCCCCACGUUGAGGCGCACAACCUAUCAACUGCUCGAAGCGGCACGAAGGAAAGCUCUACGACGGCAGCCUCGCCCAUCAUCAGCAACGAGAAGGUAUCGCAAGAGCAGGAGGCUCCGGGCCUGCUCGGACUCGUCUCCAACGUCUUUUCAUCCGACACGACAGGGGACGAGAAGGCAGACACGAGCCUAGAUGGGCGCGAUCGCAACCUUCACCUCACCGUUCGAACACUGCAUCGCCUGUGGACCUUUUGCAGCACAGAGCUGUCCCACACGGAUGCAAAGUCCCUCUCUCUCGAUGCCAUGACCUCGAAGGUCAAGCUGCGAUGCCGUCGCGCGUUUGAGCGCAUCUACCGCGCCCGCCCUGCAGACACGGUGGAGUCGCUGAUACACUGCUGGCAAGCAAGCGUCCAAGCUGGCCACGCUCGGGACGAAACCGCAACGAGAGCCGUCGUUGAGAUUCUCGAUGUGGUCACUCCCAGUGUGCAGAUCCUCGUCACCUUCUUGUGCGACGUGCUGGGCGCCCGCAUCGCGAAGCCAGAUGUGGACAGAGCUCGCAAGAACAGUCCUUCCUCUAGUACGGCCACCAUCGUAUCCAACGCCACCCUGUUUCUCUUCUUUGAGGCUCUGCUGGCAAGGAUGCAGCCGCAAGAGGCCGUGCAAGUCUGGCCGGUCCUCAACAACUUUUUCAAGGACUUCAUCGCCCACACCAUGUCGCGCAAGGUCCACGUCUACCCGAUGCUGCGCCUUGUGACCGCGUUCGGCGAGAAGAUCUGCUUGACCACCGCCAUCGAGGAGCGACGGACCAAGCGCGAUCUGCAAGAUCACAUUGCCAAGCUCAUCGACUCGUGCAUCCUCAUCUCUGGCAAGUCGUUCGAUCCAUCGACGUGGAUUCGUCGUUCCGGCCGCGAGGGGGAAGACUUGGACAAGGAGGCCGCCGACUUUGCCGUGCAAUUUCACUCUCUCGAAGACGAGAAGCGCGCCGACGUCUUCCACGCAGAAGCAUCCGCAAGCAAUGCGGUCAUCGACGCCAUUAACCACUUCCUUGCGACGCGCGGCCUCGCGGCACUCCGCAAGAUCCAGAUGGACGCGGAUCGAAUCCAGACCAUCGUUUCGAAUGCCGUGUACUACAUUGUCGCUCCUGCCGCACGCACGAGGUCGAACACAUUCGAGAUCGAUGCGAGCGUCGUCGCUGUCAUCUCGGAGCUCGCUCGCACGCCAGGCACCGUCAAGGCAUGGCGCGUCACCGUCGCCGACAUCUUUGGCGACGCGCGCUUCUUCAGCAUGCCUCUCGUCACGGCUGAACGAUGGAAGCCGAUCGUCUUGGCGCUCAUGACCCAAGACAAGGAGCGCAUCUCGGAUCUUCUCACUCGCGUCAGUGCGUCGGCAGCAGCGACCAACAUCUUUGCCAAUCGCGAGCUCGAGAUGCUCUCCCGCGCGCUGAAUUUGCGUCGUCUUUCGUUCGCCAUUUUUGCCGGUGAGCAGGAUACCUUCCUCACACAGCUGCCGCUGAUCCAGGAGAAGCUCGUUGAUCUGCUCCGGUCGUCGGUGUCGGAAGUGUUGCAUGCUGAGGUGUAUCUGUGCCUGCGGGUGCUGCUGGUGCGAUUCUCGGCGAGAAACUUGACGAGCUUCUGGCCUGUGCUCAUGACCGAGCUGAUGCGGCUGUACGAUCAAGUAGCCACCGAGCCCGAGGGCAUCCAGCAGACGGUCGAUGGUCGCAAUCUGCUCUUGUCCACGCUGAAACUGCUCGACCUACUCGUGCUGAUUCAGCCGGAGGACUUCCAGAUCAACGAGUGGCUCUUCAUCACUGACACCAUCGACGCCGUCUAUCCGCUCGACGACUUUCAAUCGGAAACACUGCUCGACCAGCUCUCCGCCACGUUCGAGAAGAACAGCCGACAUCCGACCCACCACGCACGCAGGUCCGACGUCGGAUCAAAGAGAAGAUUGCGCCUGCGCCUCCGCUCCAUCAGCUCGGUCGGUGAACUGCUCCCCUUCCUCCACAGCAUCUCCCAGACCGCCUUCGAGGGCAACUACAGCAACGCCGAGAUCGACUUGGAGGAUGUGGACAGGUGUCUGUUGGUGGAUAUGUUCGAUAGUGGCUCGGCGUCGCAAGAUUUGCAGAAAGCUAGCACUGGGUCUUAG
Kalmanozyma brasiliensis GHG001 is the source of this 5949-nucleotide messenger RNA. RefSeq names its product Dopey, N-terminal. The transcript has a single exon. Lineage: Eukaryota; Fungi; Basidiomycota; Ustilaginomycetes; Ustilaginales. The coding region runs from base 1 to 5949 and encodes 1982 amino acids. The record is from RefSeq and is a predicted model, not a curated record. Gene Ontology annotation, biological process: Golgi to endosome transport. Gene Ontology annotation, cellular component: trans-Golgi network; endosome.